Plodia interpunctella (Indianmeal moth) is the source of this 5501-nucleotide messenger RNA. RefSeq names its product like-AP180 (gene lap). Gene Ontology annotation, molecular function: clathrin heavy chain binding; 1-phosphatidylinositol binding; SNARE binding. Gene Ontology annotation, cellular component: clathrin-coated vesicle; extrinsic component of presynaptic endocytic zone membrane; synaptic vesicle. The record is from RefSeq and is a predicted model, not a curated record. The transcript is spliced from 15 exons. Gene Ontology annotation, biological process: clathrin coat assembly; synaptic vesicle budding from presynaptic endocytic zone membrane; clathrin-dependent endocytosis. NCBI's taxonomy places the organism in Eukaryota, Metazoa, Arthropoda, Insecta, Lepidoptera, Pyralidae. Bases 118 to 1956 code for a protein of 612 amino acids.
GAAUUUAGUAUUGUGCUAGUCGGGGGGGCGGUGACAUAUUUUUACCCGUCAUCGUCAUAAUUUUUGUGAAUUUGUUGGAAAAGCUAAAAUAGUGCCGUUUUGGGGUGUAAAUAGUUUAUGUCAGGACUGAACGUGAGGAUGGCGGGUCAGACUAUUAACGAUAGGCUUUUAGCCGCUCGCCACAGUAUCGCCGGCCAAGGAUUAGCAAAAUCUGUGUGCAAAGCUACCACCGAAGAAAUGAUUGCACCCAAAAAGAAACAUUUAGAUUAUCUAGUCCACUGCACAAACGAGCCGAAUGUAUCGAUACCGCAGCUCGCCAACUUGCUCGUCGAGCGGACGCAGAACACCAAUUGGGUGGUGGUGUACAAAGCGCUCAUCACCGUACAUCAUUUACUAGCUUAUGGGAAUGAGAGGUUCACACAAUACCUAGCGUCGAGCAAUUCGACGUUUCAACUAAGUAAUUUCUUAGACAAAAGCGGAGUACAAGGCGCGGCCGGUGCCCGGAUUGGCUACGACAUGUCGCCGUUCAUACGGCGCUACGCCAAGUACCUGAAUGAGAAGGCCUUGUCCUACAGGACUGUUGCCUUUGAUUUCUGCAAAGUCAAGAGAGGAAAGGAGGAGGGUUCCCUUCGUAUGAUGAAUGCAGAGAAACUGCUCAAAACUCUGCCAGUUCUCCAAGCCCAGCUGGACGGUCUACUGGAGUUCGAUUGUACAGCCAACGAUCUGACCAAUGGCGUCAUAAGCAUGUGCUUUAUGUUGCUCUUCCGAGAUCUCAUCAGAUUGUUCGCUUGCUACAACGACGGGAUAAUUAACCUGCUGGAGAAAUACUUCGACAUGAACAAGAAGAACUGCCGCGAGGCUCUCGACCUCUAUAAGAAGUUCCUCAUCAGGAUGGAUAGGGUCGGCGAGUUCUUAAAGGUGGCGGAGAACGUGGGCAUAGACAAGGGCGAUAUCCCGGACCUGACGAAGGCGCCCAGCAGCCUGCUGGACGCGCUGGAGGGACACCUCGCCGCGCUCGAGGGCAAGCGGGGCUCCGCAGCCAACACACCCACGCAGACCGCCAGCGCCCAAAAGAACGUAGCCUCAGUGAUGGGCGCGUUAUCAUCCACCUCAUCUUCCUUCGGCAACGCGGCCGCGUCCAGCCGCCUCGACAACCAGCCCAACGGGGCGCCGCUGUUCAUUGACGACAGCCUGGCGCAGCAGGCGCUGGCUGAGGAAGAAGCCGCCAUGAACCAGUAUAAGAAUAAAGUGCAAUCUCCAACGAACUCUGCGGCUAACAAUCCGUUCCUAUCUUCGGCUGCUCCUAAUCAAAACCAAUCUAUAGUAGACUUGUUCGGGCCAAGUCCAGCGGAUACUAACAGCCAGAAUAGUAAGGCGUCGGACGAUUUGUUGUCUUUAGGCAACCCCUUCGCUGAUAUGUUUGGAGCGGCGGCGCCACAACCCGCUGUGGCCCAGCCGAUGUGGCCGGCGCACAGCAACGGGUUCGGGGCCUCGUUCCCGGCACACGGCAACACGUUCGUCACCGACGACAGUUUCUCUAACGUUUUCAGUAACACUGACACUGCAGGUCAACAACCGCAACAACAACCUGGUAAAGUGCUGACCGGUGACUUGGAUUCUUCCCUAGCUCAGCUGGCUAACAAUCUGAGCAUCAACAAGACAGCCACGGCUCAAAAACCGAUGCAGUGGAACUCACCCAAGAAUGCGUCCAAACCGGGAGCCACCUGGAGUCCGCAGCCGAUGCAGGCCACCACCGGAGCCGGCUACCGACCCAUGGGCCCAGGCAUGACUCUCCCACCAAUGCCCCACACCUUGCCCCAUACAUAUCACCCUCCGCAUUAUAUGAUGCAACAGCCAAGCAUGGUAAUGGGGAUGCCGGGUGCUCCAAUGAUGCCGAUGGGCCCGCCUAUGCGGCCCGCGAUGCCCCCACAACCCACCACAAAUCAAUUUAGUUAAACUGGCACCGUAUGACCCUAAUGCUUCGGUCUCGUAUACGAAUAUUCGAACAGCAAUUUAGUUAUUCGAAAAAGUGUUAUUCGACAACACUUUUGUACGCGAAUGUACUGGCUUACGGAAAAUGUAUUACAAUUUAAUUAUGUUUUAAAUGUGCAUGGAUAUAUAAAAAUGUUUUUGUUUGUCUGUGAGCGGAAAGCAUUCGGGUCGUUUUACAAAUCAAAUAAGUGUAACUCAGGUAGGUGUUUCAUACUUCAUGCAAAAGAUGUUAUAAAGACGCUCUUUUCAUAAAACCUUCCUAGGUCAUUUACUGUGUUCAAAGUUACCGUUUUAAGCUUUGGUUAGUCGUACAUUUAGUUCUUAUAACAUGGUAAAUUGAAUCGGAGUAGGAAAAAUGUUCAACAUUAGUCGUUUAGCAUUUGAAUACUCAUGCAUUGAUUCGAGAUACGUCAUUGCAAAAAUGUACGGUCAGCAACAAUAUUAAUUGCAAAAUCGCUACUAUCACAAUAGCGGGAAUAUUACGCGAAAUUCGAUAGAGAUGGCGGUAUCAAAUAAGUCAAUAUCAUUGAAGACUUGUCAUUGUCAAAAAAUGCUGUUUACACGAAAUCCUAGUGCUGCAUUCUAGCGUAAUAACAUUGCUGUAAUAUUCUCUAUUCCCGUAAUAUGUUGUUGACUGUACUUUAAUUACUGUUUUGCUCAUUUCUGUGGCCUGAGUUAUGGUAUAUAAUUUACCGUGAUAUGAACAUUUGAUGGAAAUAAAAAAAAAAUCGGUAUUGAAAUGAAUUAUAGAAAGAAACACUAAUGGUUUAUUUUUAAUAGAAAAUUAUUUUAGUAUAAUCUUUUAUCAAACAGAAUCGACUUAUGAAUUUUUUUUAUGAAAUUUCUUAUGAAAAUGGUGCAUGAAUUUAUUUUCGCCUUCGGAAUUCUACAGACAUCACAUUCCAUAUUUUGUACAAAGAUCAUAAUUUAUUUUAGCUAAAGUUACAUUGCAACUUACUAAUACAGACAGGUUAUUUAAAUAAAAGUUAAAAAUUUCAUAGUGAAUUUAGUAUGUGAUAUCGGCAAACUUAUUAAUAAAGAUAUACUAAUAAGAAUAUAAAAGUUUUCGAUUCGCAAUUACUGAAUUUGCCUUCUAAAAACAUUGGAUUUUUGUUAAAAAAAAGUCAUCUACGUGAAUAGCCAUCCUGAUUUUUCAUGCGUAAUCGGCAUUUAUCACUUUAGAUGAGAUGAAUUCUAGUUAGUUUUAGUUCGAUGUAUGAAAAUUCGUCUAGUAUGAAUAGAUGGGCAAACAUUACAUAUUACAAUGAAUAGUGUAUAAAUAUAAUUGAAUAUUAACUAUACCUAAGGAUCUAUUAGAUGUCUUCACUGGUUUCUCGUGUCUAUACUCAUGUUCCAAAUUAUAGAAAGAGAUAGAAUAUCCAGUGCUGCAAUAUAAAAAAUGGCAACAUUGAAGAAUCGCUUUUGCUGCUACAAAAGUGGAUUUUCAUUAAUAAAAUACCACAUGUAUUGUGUAAAAAUGUAUUUAUCAUUGAAAAACAAAACAACAUAUUACUAAAUAGGAAGUUAUCACAUUAGCUUGUUAUCAAUAUUAGGUGUUACGGGUGAAAAUUGAUCAGCUGUUAUGAAUGUAUGGACUAGGUGCUUACCACAUGCAACAGUUGCAAUAUAAUUUUUAUUCAUACAUUUCGAAAAAAUAUAUUGUUAUAACAAGAAGUACAGAAUGGCAAUACUUUGUGCAAACACAUUAUUUUUAUUCAUCAUGACAAUUAUUUUUUUAUUUAAGUAUUAUUUGUAGUUAAAUAAUACCUGUAGUCAUGAUUUCCAUUUUUUCCUGUUGAAAAUUCUAAAAUGGUUCAUUAAAUUUAUUUAUACCCUUUACUGUAUUGACAUGAGGUGAAAAUUGUGAUAAUUUUUUUUCAAAAGACUGUUACGUAAUUUCGAAGUAUUAAAAGAUGUAUCAUAUUUAUUUAUUGCAAUGAUUUGAACAGAGUAUUGAAAUUUAUAAAAUGUUGCCAUUGUAAAAAAUAAUUUAGUGUUCAAUAAAUUGUAGUUUAUCCAUAGAUGGCGCUGUAAUCGUCCCAAAUUUAAAUGAAUGAUGAUGUCGCUGCAAGUGAUAACAUACGAUAUAAUUUUUUAUUUUUUAUAUAAAUGAUUAAUUAAAUUUUCACCGCCAUUAUGAAUCUGUGUAGCAACUUUUGGCAACUAAGUAUCUAGGAUAUAGCAUUGUUGAAAGAUAUCCAAAUAUAUGAAUACUAUUUGCUUAAAUGUGUAGAUGUUCGUGAAACAUAUGAUAUAGACUUAAUUCUGGUAUAACAGUUCAAAAUCCUACAAAAGUAUCUACAUAAAUAUCGUUUGUAAAUAUAUUUGUUCACAUAGUGCAUAGUAUGGAUGUAAAAUUACAAUGUUGUUUCUUUAUGUACGACCGUCUAAGAGACAUUUGAUUCAGUUUUCCUUAAAAAUUCCGAAUUUCAAUUAAUGUGAUUAAUAAAUCAAAUCACAUAAACGUAAUAUAAUUUCUUGUCUUUUGUAUGUUUUAAAAUUUUGCAAUCUACGAAUAUAUUACAUGUAAAAUUUAAAUGUCUCUUAAUAGUUGACUGUUUAUUUAUAUACUUAUGAUUUAGAUGUUUUCCUUGUUUAUGAAUUCAAAUUAAUGAUAUGUAAUAUCAUUUUCAAAUUGUGUGUUAGGUCUAUUGAUUGGUAACCCUAUAAAAUCGAAUGUUUUUGUGCAAUAAUUUAUAAUUUCGUGAAAUUAUCCCCUUGAUUAUGAACUUUACAUAUUUUAAGUAUUAUCAUUUGUCAUUUGAUUAUGUAAUUGGCUUGCCACGUACAUCCAAAUAUAUUGUAUACGUCUUAUUAAAAGCUAAGUUGAAAUGGGCGUAUUAUAUAACGAUACGUCCACAUCGUGCCAACGAACGCCAUCGAAUGUGUUUCUAUCUCUUUUUAACAUAUUGUGGAAUCAAUCCACCGCUAAUUUAUGUGAAAUUUAUUUGAAAAUAAUGAGAUUAAAAUUGGGAAUUGAACCGACGCUCAUGUCUAAUCGAGAGAGUGCCCUUAACCAUCCUGUCUUUUCGUUGGCUUGGUGUGGACGUGACAUUAGGAUGACGUGGUGUGUGGUCGGAACGACUGAAUAGUGUUGGAUUGGUUGGUCUUAAUGCGAUGAUUACGAUACACAAUCACACUCAUACAUUUAAAUAUGUGUCUAGUUUUGCCUAACAGGCUUAUUUUUAAUUAUCCGGUUUUUAUAAUUUCUUGUCAAUUCAUUUUAAACCUAUUGUGCUUGACUUAGGGCUCAUAUUUAAUUGCAUUUAAGAGUGUGCUGCGUAUCGUAAGUCUCAAGAAAGUUUUUUCUCACUGCUUGGCAGUAAAAACUGAUUCUUUAUAAUUCGUAUGGCUUUUAAAUUUUUAAGUUGUACAUUUUAUUAUUAUUUUAUCAAUAUAAUUUUAAUCAUCCUUUUUAUGUAAAUAUGCCGCUUUAUCAAUUAGCUUUAUUGCGUCUAGGUAUUUGAUUUAGUUUAUUUAUGAAAGGAAUAAAUCAGUUAUGAAUAUUA